AUGGAGCACCAGGAGCUAGAGCCCCUGGCGACGUCCUUACUCCCGCUGGACGUUGACGGUGACGAUGACGACGACGAGUAUCAGGUUGACAGCGACUCAGAAACCGAUGACACCGAAUCAGAUGAGGGCUAUGAGCAGGAAGCACUUCCGCAGGAGGAAGGUAUGGCGGCCAACUUUGGGCUACUCUCCGCGAAAAGUCACGAGAGGAUUCGCACUGUUGCUUCCUCUGCCGGUCAAAGUGCACAGGAACCAGACACUUUGCACCUGCUCGACAUCGCGGAUGAUUUGUUAGGCAGCCUCGAAGAAGAAGUGCUCAGUGACAGCGAGUGCGUGGAGAGUGACGCUGAGGAUGAGGACGAGGAGGCCGGCGCGGACGCAGCACCAGCCAACUUGCAAAAAUGUCAGCAGCCGGCGGCAGAGGGUAUGGGUGAACACGCCGUGGACAGCACGCCGAAGCUGGGACGGCUGGCACGAGGGGCAGCCGGCCGCCGUGCUGAGCAGACAGUUGUGCACGACGCGGGAGGGGCGCGGGAUGCCGCAGACGACGGUGGCUGUAGCGGCGCAACGCUCCUACAUGGGACGGCCCAGAAGCCUAGGCGUGGGGCCCAGGUUUCCUCUACACAGCAAGGACUGCAACAGCAUGUACAACACGGAGUUUCCAGCGUUGGGGACGUGCCGGCUUGGGAGGCCCUGGGCGCCGCGGUAGCAUCUACGCCGCAGCAAGAGGAUUUGCCGUCACAUCAACAGCUGGGUCCGUUGAACGGGCAGGCAUCCUUGGAAGGUAACACUCAUGGACCAGCAGGCACCAGCGUGCAUGUAAACCACCAUCAGCAGGAUCACCAGGACCGUAUGCCACCGGGCCCGGGUCACGGCCAAGCCGCUGCCCAGGAGCGGAGCCAACCGGUGGAGCUCUGCCCGCCAUCAGGCGGCAUAUGCCGCCGCACCAGGGCGCACAUGUCUUUGCGGGAUGUGGAUCUCGCGGAGCUGGAACAGCAGCUGCCGCAACACGUAGACCUGGAGGAGAUUGAGCUGGCGGAGGACGACGAAGAGUAUGGCAAAUUCUUGCAGGCCCUGUUUAACGACACGGCCUCCCUGCCCGAGGACAGCUCGGACGAGGAUCCAGACUUUGCUGCGGACCUUGACCUUGACCCUGACGGAGCCAGCAAAGACGAAGAUGACGACCGGGCCUGGCUGAAGCUGCUGAAAUCGCCGGAUCGUGAGGAUGGCGGUAGCGCGGGUGGCCCUGGGGGCCCAACCACCCUGGACAGCCCCGCACGCCGGACACGCGCAAAAUCCAGACGUGGAAAUGCUAAAGGCGGCGAAGCUGCGGCCGCCACGAGUGACAUUGGGGAGCCAAUGAGCCUUCCGGAAAUGACGGCAGAGCAGCUGUCGAUACUGCACGCGCAGGUGCACUGCCACACGCAGAUGCUGGUGCAGACGUAUGCAUUGUUUUUUGGCGAUGCAGACAGCGAAGCGCAAGACUUGGCGGCUAAGGCUGAGGCCAUGUUGGAGCAGCUGAUGUUCUGUCGGGACACGCAGAUCACCACGCGUAAGGCCCUGGGCCUCGCAUCCUACACGCCUGAAGACCUGCUGCGCCCACCGCCGCAACCCCCGCCGCCGGAUGGCCCCGCGCCAGUCGCUUCCACUGGGCUGGUUUUCAGCGGCGGCGCAUUCGCCGACAGGACGACAGUCUCCGUGACCGCGGAGGGUGGCAGCAGUAGCGGCCCUGCUGCCGCCGCCGCCGCCGCCGCUGCGACGGACUCUUCGGGCGGAGGUGGCGGCGGCCGCAGCUGCGGCCAGACUAGCCAAGUGCUGCUGCUGCAACAGCAGCAAAAGCUGCCCGUUGGCGUAGUGCCUUCAGCGGCAGCUGGAGCACCAGUCACGACGGCUGCCGCUGUCGCGGCCACAUCCUUGCUGGGGCACUCAGAAAUCUCACAGGACGAGGUCAGCGCGGCGGCGGCGUCGUACGAAUGGGACAAUGACUGCGGUGCAGGCAGUGCGGGCGCGGGUGUUAUGAACGCGCAGAAGGCCGCGGCGGCCGCGAAGACGGCCGCGCUGAGCACCGCUAUUCUCACGUUCCGACCGGCUUGGUGCCCGGGUCCAGACGGCGGCGUCUGGUCUGUAUUAGAUGUGGUGCCGUUGCGCAGGUUUCCCCAGGUGCAGGACAUCCUGCAUGUAUUGCCGGCGAUGCAGUACAGCGCCUUGCAGCAGCAGCGCGAGCUUCAGGUCAUUGCCAAAAGCAAGCGCAAGAGCCGGCGACGUCGCAUGGACGAUCCGCUGUCCGUCGUACUGGAAUGGGCGCGGCCUGCGCUAAAUUGCCUGCAGGGACACCUCGUGACUGCGCUGAUGUACAACCCUAGCCCCCCAGUACCACUGUCGUAUUGGACGACUGCGGAGGACGAGCUUAUGAUGUACGGCAUGACUCGGUACGGCACGAACUGGCGUCUGAUUGCAAGGAACUUGCUGAUUACCCGUAGUGCCAGUCAGAUCGGCAAUCGCUACAAGAACCUCAACGCGCGGAGACACAAGCCGGAAGAAAUGUUGGAGGAGGGUCGGGCAGACGCGCUGCAGGCGCGAGCAGUAGGGCUGGUUUGCGCACCCGUGCCGGCUGCCGCCGCGGCCGCGGCAGCCGCGGCGGCUGCGCGCAAGUCCAAAACUACGGCACCGACAGCACACCCGAAAGUGCCCAACGCACCGGCUUUAGGAAGUGACGCUGUCGCGGCGGUGGUUGCGGGCGUGGGAGGGGGGCAGAUGGCAGGGACAGCCGUCCCGGCAGCGCCGAAGCCCACGUUGCAGCCUGCAGCUGCAACACUGCCAGCCACGGGCUUGAGUGGUGCCGGAGCCAACACGGCUGCGGCAGCUGCCGCAGCCGUCGCCGCGGCGCUCGGCGCGCCGCCCAUUACGACAGCGCCACCCAUGGCUCCAGAAUUGGCGGCCAUGGUGCAGGCCGCCCGCAUUGUAGGCCUACCACCCGCCGUGGCGGCGGCGCACAUAAUGCAGGCCCAUCAGCGCCUGCGGCCGCAAAAUCCGGCGCCGGCACGGAAGCCGCUGCCGCAGCCGGCACCGCCGCAGGUGCCGCUUGCCGUGGCGUUACAGCUGAUGUCCCAGUUACAAAAGCCUGGGGGUGUCACGGGGCCGGCGGCGGCUGCGGCACGGCUGCUGGCCGCGCAGCUACAGCAACCUUCCACCGCCCCGGCCGCCAUCGCAGCUCUUCAACUUGCUGCGCAGCAAGCAGCCAGUCCUUCCGGUUUGGCAGUCGGGGCUCCGGCAACAGGAGUGACGGCAUCAGCUGCUGGCAUCGCUGCCGCAGCGACGAAUGGCGACUUGGGUGGCCUUGGAGGGCUACUAAGCGGGCAGUCUGGCACCGUAGGAGCUGGCGGUGAUGGUAACGGUGGUUGGGACACGGGGAUGCCGUCGCUGCUGGCGAUGGCGGCGCAGCUGCUACAGGCCAGCAGGGCUGCGAACCAGGCCACCGCUUUGGGAGCAUUGGUGCCCCAGCAACAGGUCCCCCUGACCGCACCCCAACUUGUGCCCCUGGCGGCUGCAUCCGGCGGUGUGACGCUGCCCGUGCCGUUGGCCGCGCAGGCUGUCGUAGCACCGCAAAACCUCUCGUUGCUGCUAACGCUGGGCCAAGCGUCCACGACCCAGCUGGUCACCGCAGCCACCAGCGUUCUAGGCACAUCCACUGCGACGGCAAACCCCGCAGCGACAGGACCUCCAUCAGUACCGCAACCCGUGGCCGCAGACGGGCGGCCGUCCGGCAUGGCCACUGCCGCCGAUGGAGUUGUUGUUGUUGGCGGCGGCAGUGAUGCCGGUAUGUACGGCGUGCGGCAUCAAGAAGCUACGGUGAUGUUCGCCGGCGUGCCGCCGGCGGGCGGUAGCGAGGUUCGCCCGGCGCCGAUGAAUGUGCCGACCUGCUGGCCUGAGCAUCAGCACGACGGAGAGCCAGAUGAGGCAAUGAACUGGACGCCACCGUCACCCCAAUCGCCGCCAGGUCCCACGGUUCAAGGGAACAGCGGCGACUGCACCGCUGCGCUGCUCCCCGCUGGCCAAACUGGCAUGGCGCGGCCGCCGCCACCAGCGGCUGCGGCGCCAAGAUUGGGCGGUGCCGCUGACCUCGGGGUCAGAGUACCGGAAGGUGUGCCGCCGGGGGCGGCGAUGCCGGCACCGUGGCCACAGGCGGUAUACAGCGGGCUGGCGGGCGACCCGCUGUCGCGCUACACGAUGACUGUCGCAGGUGGUGCGCCGGCAGCAAGCGUGGGUGCCGCAGGGUCAGCGGCAGCGGACGACGCGGCGCAUGGGUGCGGGCCGACGGACCCCCGCCUGCCUGCUGUGCCGAGGGACUUGGGAAUACACCCGCCACUGGAUUUCACAACACCGCAAAUUCCACCCCCAAGCCGGCACACUGAAGAGCACCAGCUUCCAAACCUUCAGAGGAACCCGCAGCAUCCAGGCAGUCAGCAGGAUCAGGACCAGCAUCAACGUUCCGAGGCCUCCCCAAGGACGCACGCGCUAAACCCCGCCUCCCUGCACCGCGACCAUCACCAUCGUCACCAUGACGCUGUUCCGCACACCCACCAACAACACCAACAUCAGCACCAGCAACACCAGCAACACCACGAGCUGCCGAGCCUCUCCGAGAACUUCACGAUUGGCGGUAUCUCAGAGCUCCUAAGCUAUGGUGGGCCCAAGUCCGGUGCUGCCACGCCAGCCACAUGUGUUUCGCCCCCGGGCGGGUUCCAGUCCGCCUGCUUUUCCCGCGGCCAUACCGUGUCAUUACUGCUGGGCAGCGGCCUCGGCGUGUCGGCGCUGCUGCAAGGUGACGCUGAGGGCGACAGCACGCCCACGAGAAGUGCAGUGGCAGGCCCGCAAAGACCCGUCACCAGUGACGGCGGCAACGGCGGUAAUCUUCGCUCACACGACCAAUACCGCCACCUUAAUAACCACAACCAUGACUAUUCCAAGCACAAGUAUCACAGCCACAUGCAGCAGGGUAGCGGUGGGGGCGGGCAGGUAGCCCGCGGCAUGCCGGAGGAGCCACGGACAAAGACGACCGGUGAUGUGGACGCUGACGGGGUCGUUAACGCUGGUGCGGGCGCUGGCGAACACGACGUAGAGGACAGAGGCCUAGGAACUCCUAGGGAGGAUUUCCUUCCUUCCCGGUGUCGCCAGCAGGACGGCACUGCCGGUGCGGUGCCGCCGCAGCCGCAGCCGCAGCUGCGGCUGCCGCCACCGCCGCCCCCGAAGCAGCAGCAGCAGCAGGUUCCCUUUAGCCCUAGUAGCCCUGUCAGUCCGUUUGUUGCGGGCGGCCCGCCGGUGCCCAUCCGGGUAUGGGGCCAUGGUGGACCAGCGGCGGCAAUGCCGCCACCGGUGCAGCGGCUUGCGGCGUUGCGCGGCGGCGUGGACGUGACACCGUCGUCGGAUCCGAAGGCGAAGCGGCGCAGCCGCAUCUGCGCGGCUUUCUUUGCGGCAGAGGACGCCGCCAGGCGAGAUGCGGUGGCGACACUGGACACAGCUCCAAGCCCGUUUGAAGGCACCGCGCAGAACGACCACCGGGAAGGCCGCGGGGCUAGGGCUGGCGCCGCGACGGCUGGUUACCGCCCGCGGCCCCCACUGUUCGCUGAUGAAGGAGGUGGCAGCGGCGGCGAUGCUGGGCAGCGCCGCGGCGGUGAGGGGCAGGGCUUGCAUGAGGUAUCGACGGCGACGGGGGAGGAUGAUGACGAAGCAGAUGCGGCGGCAGAAGGACUGGCCCGCGCGCGGAAACGACUUCGGUUGGAUUUGGAAGAGGGGGGGCGUUGUGGCGGCAAGACGCCUGGGCGCGCGCAGCGGACCCGGCGGCUAGGGCUAGAAGAAGGCGGUGUCGCGGCUGCAAGCGGCGAGAUGCGGGGUGCCUGGGGAUCAGCGGCGAACAGUGUCGCAGCCAGCCCCGUGAAACCCACCUCCUCCCCUGGGACCCGGGCCGCUGCCGCAACGGCUGCUGCUGCCGCCGCAGCCUUGGUCGCGAGAGGGUUCGCCGCCCAGCCACCCGAUUGCGGAUCGCGGCAACCGGAGCAGCAGCAGCAGCAGCAGCACUCAAUAGGGACAGGUAGCAGCGGCGGCAGCAAGCGGCGUUCCGGGGGGACAGCGACGACCUCUGGCGCCAGCACCAAACGUGUACGGCCGGGACAGACUAGCGGCUGUACGGGCUCCAGCGGCGCGGCCACCGACGCCGAUGCUGCCACGCUCAUCGAGGAUACCGUGGUUGAGGCACCGACCACCGUUGCACCGGUGGCUGCAGCGGCAGUGGACGACGUUGGCAGCAGCCGAGAUGGCGGUCAGCGGCAAGGUCAGGGGCCAGGGUUGGGGCCUGGUCCUGUGCAGCCCGCUUCCAGGCUUAGUGGCCUGAAGCGCAGCCGCUCCGGUGCCGGUUCGAAGCCGCCCCCAGCCGACAAGGAUACCAGGGAUAGCAAAGAUAGGGCCCGCCAAGCCGGGCCGUACAUUACGCACGGCGAGCCCUUAGCAGUGGUUGACUCCAACGCUAAUGCUAGCACUAACACCAACAGCCCCAUUGUCACGGCCUCCGAGGAUGGUGUGUUGAAUGUUCUUAGCACGGCACCGUGGGACGGCUCAUGCGCUGCAGCUGGCGUGUCCUCCGGCCCUACCAAGCCGCCACAGCUGCAGUGUCAGCUUUCAGCCGCUGUUCCCCCGAGUGGCCCAGGAGGUCAUGUGGCUGGAAAGGCCGCGAUGGCUGGUACUGCAACCGAGGCGGCCGCAGCGGGACCGCGUUCAUCGAUGGUGCCGGUGGCCGCGGCCAAGCCGCCGAAAGCACCCGCACGAAGGGGCACUGCUGGCGCCCAGCGCCUCACAAGGGCUUCAGCCGCCGCAGCGGCCGCAGCCGCCGCAGCAGCUGCCGGUUCUUGCCCCGCACCGGCCCCUUCCGUUCGGAAGCCCCACUCCGCUGCACUGAACGGCACGAUCGCUCACGCAACCGCCGCUGCUACAUCGUCUCCUCCUCCAGUCCGUGCGUUACCGGACGCCCACGCUGCCACCGCCGCCGCCACAGACGGGGCUGUUCAUCAGCUCGCGGCGGUAGCGCCGCUGACGUCGUCACCGCAGCCGCCGGUGCCCAUGCUCACCACACCGUCCAGCGCGCAUGCUGUCAGCGAGGUGUCCUGUGGGGGUCUGAGCCUUCACUCCCUUUUGUUCGGGGGAGACUCUUUAGAUCUCGCCACCCUGUUGCCGUGCAUCAGCAGCCGGAGCCUAGCCGCGGCGGCGAACGUCUGCUCCCCCACCAGCCGUCCCACGGCGUUGUUCCAGCCUGCCGCCGGAGCCGGCAUGGUCUCAAGCCAACAUCCUAGCCCAGCGGCGGUGGCCGCGGCAGUGGCGGCCAACGCCCUUGCCGCCUCCGGCAGCGCAGCGGUGGCAGCGGCGCCGCCGCCGGCGGGCUUCACCUCCCCGCCGCACAGCCAGCUGCUGCAGCUUACGCCUUUCGCACCUAGUGUCUGCACGCUGGGAUCCUUGGGAUUCUUGCCGCUAUUCAGUGCCUCGACGGACCCGUGGCAAGCCCUACAAGUUGCCUCCGCCUGCGGAACCACCAGCCGAGGCCCAGCGAUGCGCGUGGUAGCGGGAUCCACAGCCGCAGGCGACGGCGACGGCCGGGGGGAGGUGCCAAACGGGCCGCUGGCCGCGUCGGCGUCGGCACUUGCUGCCGAUGGUACCCCCAUGGAUCCUUGGUCGCGCUUCAUGGCAGCAUGCAGCCCCGCAGCCGCGAACUCCAACGCGGCAACGGCGGCGGCGCCGCUGCCGCUACCAUCCUACCUCUCGGCAGACUAUUCCCUGACGGCUUUCCACCUGCAUAUGUUUCCACCCGGUAGUGCUGGGCUGCGGGAUAAGGACGCUGACGCCACGCCGGCGGCGCCGCCGCCGGUAACGACUGCAGCCAGGACAACUGCUGAGGUGGAGCCAGAGCGGAGCCGGGAGCCAGGCCGGGAGCUGACCAGCUGCCGCGGUGAUACAGCCGCUGCUGGUGCUGCUGACGCUGCUGCAGAAGCUCACAUUCGCGACGGCCAUGAUAUGGACGACGGCCCGCCGUCGGUUGAAACGGGUGCUGCUGUGGCUAUGGAAGAGGUGCACAUCUCUGGCGGUGGCGGGAAGGACUCCCCACCCGUACAAUUAGAUGCCACCGGCUCUCCGCCGCCUCCGCCAUCGUCUGAAGCACUGGCAGCAGGAGCUGCAGCUGCUGUCGGAUCCAUCGCGGCUAAAACAGCGGCGGUCUUAGCGGGGACUCGCCAUGCAGAGCCAGCGGUUUUGGAACUGGAGGCGACGGAGCCGCUAGCGCCGCCGCCGCCGCCGCCGCUGCCGCCAAGUCCGCCCGUGGAUGUAGGAACUGCGGCGCGACCACUUGCAAGUGGCCGGGUCUUCUGCCCGGCCACGGCGGAGGUGGAGGUGCGGCAGCUCCCCCUGGACAGUGAGGCUGCAGCGGGCGUGCUGAUGUCCCCACCGCCGGCGUCCUGCGGGCAUCUCCCCCAGGAGCAUGACCAACGGCAGCAGCAGCAGCAGCAGGAUGCGGCCUGUGCGCGUUACUCCACUGCGGGGAAACACGCAGGCGGGGAAGUGGCGACAGCGUGUGGUGGCCUGCUGCCGCCGCCAUUGCCGCCGCCGUUCCCCCGGCACAGCAAUGUGCCGUCGCCCCUCGGUCAGUCGCCGCUCCCGGACUCGAGAGCCCUCCCGUCCGAAACUGUACGGUUGUUUGGGCAUACGGUAGCAAAGCCGUUGCCGAUCGCUAGUCCGACGAUGCCAGCGGCGCCGAAGCUGCUGCGGUCUGCAGCACUGGCGACGGCAGCGGCAGCGGCGCCGCCAGGUAUAGCAGCAGCUAUAGCUGCACUGCAACCCCUGCAGCUGCCUGCUUACCCCGACCGCAAAGCACGGCCGCCACCUGUGCCCCACGGUGACGACGUCACUGCCGCUACCGCCGCCGUUGCCACUGCUGCGGCUUACACCGUUGACGACAGCUCCAACAGCCGCAGCCAGUCCCAGCCUUCUGAAAUCGCCGCUGUCCAGCAGCUUGCUGCGGUGCCGCCCCUGCCGCUGGCUCUGCAGACGCCGGCACACGGUCAAGCCCGUGCUGGCGGCAGCCUCUUCCGGAACGUCCUCAGUCCCGCUGAUACGCCUCGCUGUGCGACACCGGGCACAGGUUUUGACAUGCCGCGGCUUGCCGACGCGACAGCGGCCGCCGCCGCCACGCCUAUGCCUACACCCAUGCAGCCGUCGCCUGGCGCCGACGUAGCGGCGGCCGCGGCGGCAGCGGCGCAGUAUACCCCGGCGAUAGUCGCACCCGCAGGCGCUUUCGCGAUCCCGGAUAUGCACACAGCUGUGGCUGUCGCCGCGCCGCUGUCCCUGACGCCGCUGCCGCCGGCGCUUGUCGCGACUGCUGCCAAGACUGUCGGUCGGGGGGACAUGUGGCAAGCCCGUCGACAUGUCGUGGGUGCACCUACAGGGACGCUAGGGCCCUCCAUUUCCCACUGGGCGUCCAACGACCAUGACCCCGGGCACCCCGAUUUCUCGGCCCCGGGUGUGGAAGUGGACCGGCAGGGCAGCAGCUGCUUGCGAGGCGGUGCCGCGGUGCCGUAUUGGCGGGGUGUGCAGACGGCAGGCGGCGCCGCUGCUGGCGGUGGCGGCAGCGGUGCCGCUGCGGACACGCCCGGCCACGUCACAUGCUUCAGCAAGGUGGCUCGGAGGGUUCCAGUGGCGGCGGUCGAUCCGCUAAUGUUGCCGUCGCCGUCUGUGCUGCAGCCGACGCCGCAGGGCCGAUUGCGGCCCGUGGACGAUGGUGAAGAGGUGGUGCCGCUGCGGGCAGCGGAGGCCGAGCAGUCGCCGUUCAGGGAGGAUGAGGAUGAUGAUGGUGAUGAUGAGAGAAAUAGACGGGAAGGAGACGGGGACGGCCGCGGUAAUGAUGGCGGUAGGAAGUACGGCUCGGCUGCAGCUGAAGACGACGACCAUGAGGUGGAUAGAGCCGGGGAUGCGGAAGAGGCUGAUGACGAGGGGGCAUCCGAGGGGGAAGAUUGCGGGCUGCCGGAGUCACCAUCUCCACGGCCGGAAUCUCCCGGCGGGCACGUCUCCGUCAUCGCCGCUGUAAAACCUUCUGGCGCCGCCGCCACAGCCGCUGCGGCAGCGGCGGUGGCGACGGGCGGGGUUGUCAAAAAUGGCGAGGGCAAGUCAGCAGCUCAGCCAAAAGAGCAGGUUCAGGCUCGGCAGCCGCCGGCGCCGCCGAAACCGGCAGCGGCGGCAGCACCAGCGGCGGCGGGCCCCUCCUGGACUAAGGAGCAGGAUCAGUUGGUGAUGCGGGAGAUCUUCAGACUGGGUGAGGGGGCGUCCACGUGGAGGUGCAUUUCGGCACUAUUGGGGGGCCCUCCCUGGACCAUGGAGGCGGUGGAGGCGCGCGGCAAGGUGCUGAUGGAGCGAAUGAUGCAAAUGAUGUGA
Molecule: messenger RNA, 10458 nt
Organism: Volvox carteri f. nagariensis
Lineage: Eukaryota; Viridiplantae; Chlorophyta; Chlorophyceae; Chlamydomonadales; Volvocaceae
Exons: 12
Coding region: 1-10458 (3485 amino acids)
Biological process (GO): regulation of DNA-templated transcription
Cellular component (GO): nucleus
Molecular function (GO): transcription coregulator activity
Source: RefSeq, a predicted model, not a curated record